Messenger RNA from Triticum aestivum (bread wheat), 1347 nucleotides. RefSeq names its product 11S globulin seed storage protein 2. Gene Ontology annotation, molecular function: nutrient reservoir activity. Bases 44 to 1150 code for a protein of 368 amino acids. The record is from RefSeq and is a predicted model, not a curated record. The transcript is spliced from 2 exons. Lineage: Eukaryota; Viridiplantae; Streptophyta; Magnoliopsida; Poales; Poaceae.
CCUCCUCUCCCACGCCAAGAACGUUUUUCUCAUCCUGAUCACAAUGGUGCAGCGCACUACCACCGCCGAAGUCAUGUGCAUGGACCUGUCGCCCAAGAAGCCUGCCAAGGCCUAUGGCAGCGAUGGUGGCUCGUACUACGACUGGUCGCCGGCCGACCUGCCGAUGCUCGGCGCGGCCUCCAUUGGCGCCGCAAAGCUGCACCUCUCCGCCGGCGGGCUCGCCCUUCCCAGCUACUCCGACUCUGCCAAGGUCGCCUACGUGCUCCAGGGCGCCGGCGCCUGCGGCCUCGUGCUCCCUGAGGCGGCCAAGGAGAAGGUGAUCCCCGUCAAGGAGGGCGACGCGCUCGCGCUGCCCUUCGGCGCCGUCACCUGGUGGCACAACACCGAGGGAUCCACUGCCGAGCUCGUGGUGCUCUUCCUCGGCGACACCUCCAAGGGCCACACCCCAGGCCGCUUCACCAACUUCCAGCUCACCGGCGCCAGCGGCAUCUUCACGGGCUUCUCCACUGAGUUCGUCGCGCGCGCCUGGGACCUUGACCAGAACGCUGCUGCUAAGAUCGUCUCCACCCAGCCUGGCUCCGGCGUCGUGAAGAUUGCCGCAGGGCACCGGAUGCCGGAGCCUCGCGCCGAGGACCGGGAGGGCGUGGUGCUCAACUGUUUAGAGGCGCCGCUGGACGUGGACAUCCCGGGCGGCGGCUGUGUCGUGGUGCUCAACACGGCCAACCUGCCACUGGUGAAGGAGGUUGGGCUGGGCGCCGACCUGGUGAGGAUCGGCGGCCGCUCCAUGUGCUCGCCGGGCUUCUCCUGCGACUCGGCAUACCAGGUCACGUACAUCGUGCGCGGCGGCGGGCGCGUCCAGGCCGUGGGCAUCGAUGGCACCCGCGUGCUCGAGACCCGUGCCGAAGCCGGGUGCCUCUUCAUCGUGCCCAGAUUCUUUGUCGUCUCCAAGAUCGCCGACGACACCGGCAUGGAGUGGUUCUCCAUCAUCACCACUCCCAACCCGAUAUUUAGCCACUUGGCGGGGAGGACAUCAGUGUGGAAGGCAAUUUCGCCGGCAGUACUAGAGUCAGCCUUCAACACCAGUCCAGAGAUGGAAAAGUUGUUCCGCUCCAAGAGGCUCGACUCUGAGAUCUUCUUCGCCCCAAGCUAGAACAUCCGCCCAUCUGUCUUCGGCUCGCUAGCAGCUUUGAUCUUGUUUCUAGAUCGUCGAUCAAGAGGGUACUAAAAUAGAAUUGCGUCCUGCACUUAUUUAAUUAGCAAAUGUAAUAAGCAUUAGAUGGAUUGUUCCAUUAUUGUUCAUCAGACUAUUUCUUGAAUCAUUAUUGUUCAGUGGAGGUUCUCCUAUCA